AUGGGAAACUCGUCAAGUGAAAUCGUGUCAAGAGUUGAAGGCUUAGACCUUGAUGCUUUGUCAAAAUCAAUGAAGCAGGACUUAGAAAUCCUCGGCGACCCUUCACUUAUCUUCAACACUGGCAAGCUUCUCUGUCGUUCUGAUCUUGAAGACUACAUGGUCCCAGGCUUCGACAAAGUCAAGCCCAAAGAAGAAGAUGUAAGCACUGAGCAAGAAGAGUCAAUGAUCUACAGCGUUGGCGUCACAGAGCGUCAUCAUGAAAAGCAUGGAGAUGCUAUCAAAAACUUAAUUGAUGACAUUUUACGCAAAAAAGGCGAAGAUCCCUGCUCAAAAGAGAUCAUUGUCAAACUCCAAGCCAUUUCUCGCAUUUUUGAAGCACUUCUGAGGCUUGAACAGACUAGGAAGCUCCGUUCCAAGCAUGAAGAAACCAAAUUGACAGCCACCAAAGGUGCACUUCCACCAGUAGCCAAAGCAGCUGUUCGCUUUGGGUUAGGAACACUUUUAUAUCUUGUGAAAUGCGUAGGAGGCAUCAACCCAGAAAUCUACCAGCUUGUGGCAAGAGAAGCCUCAGAAACCCUUGCAGAAAUGCCUCCAAUGGCACUGCAGACUUCAGACCCGACUAUUUCUAAAAGUCUUGACAACAUUGCGCAGUUCUUUGACUCGAUUCUGAAAGGAGAAGUGGAUAAUGUGACUGAAGAAGACAAAUUGGCAAGCUUAUCGCCUCUUUUUGCCUUGGCAAUUACCACAGGCAGCUUGACAUCUACCUUGGUGCUUGCUUUGAGAUUUUUAAUGAUGCCAAAGAAUGAUAACUUAAGACCGAUAUUAGAAAUUAUUUACCCUCAUUUGAAAUCGCUCAAGAACUUAGGUGUGGCGACACGUGAAGAUGUUCCAAAAUGGUGCAAAACCAAAGUUGGGCCUAAUAGUGUAAUAGGAGAUGAUGAUUGCUCAGUAUCUGGCACAAGUGGGUGGUCUACUACGCUAGGAAAUGAUGAAAUUACUUCAGGUGUCCAUUAUUAUGAAAUGAUAAUGGAAACUCUUUCGACUGAAAAUUUCCUUUGGGGAGUUGCGGAUACGAAAUACUCUUCAAUGUCAAGUUGGUCAGAUUCCAACUUCAGCUCCUUCCUGUAUCAAUGCCAGUCUUCAAUUUGGAACAGAAGCAAUGAAAUUUAUAAAUGGGAGCCAUUCAAACAAGGAGAUAGAAUUGGGAUGCUCCUCAACAUGGAUGAAAAAACAGUCACUUUUUACAAAAAUGGGAUCAGAGAGCCAAGAGGAAACCAUGGACCUUUACCAGACUGCGUCAGGAUUUACACUACACAAGCUGGAAGCACGAAGGUAAAAAAUAUUGCUCCUGAAGAAUUCCCUGAAGACGUUAUUAGCUUACUUGGAAAUGACAAGCCAGUUGAUACAGAAGAAUUCAAAGCAACACGCUUAUAUCAGCUGAUAGAUGGUGAUAGUCCUUCAGAAGAUUUUUUUACUACCAACACUGCAGAAAUUUCGAGCUUUAUUUUAACUCCCCUUUCAUGAGCGAACAAAAAAAUUUUGUUCGCUUAUGAGGCGAGCUAAAAUUUAUGGAAUUUUGUGGAAAUUUAAAAAAACAAUUCAUAAAAAUUAAUUUAUUUUAUAAAAUUUAUGCUAAAUAAUACAAGCUGUUUAAAAAUAAACAGAAUUAGCUAGAGAUUUCAUUUAAAAUUUUAUACUUAAAUAUCAAAAUAUUUUUUUUCAUAAAAUACUUUUUUCCGAAUGGAUUUGUUCGCUCAGGGUAGGGAGGGGUAAGCAAGCUUGCUUGUGUCAACACCCCAACCUUGGAACUCCUACAAAGCAAAGGCAAAAAAAUUGUGAUUCCUAAGAAAAGAGGAAUUUCUUUAGAUCUCCAAUACUUGACUGUCGACCAACUUGAUAGUAUUUUUGUCGCAUUGCUCAACAUAAUAAAAGGUGGCGAAUUUCAUAUAUUGAGUGAAGAAAACUGCCACCUAGCCCUUAUUUCAACUCAGCAGUUAAUACGAGCUCAUUUAUUAGCAUCACGACACCAUCAGAACCACGGUCUUGACUCUUUGCUAAGAAAUCGAGUUAUGGAGCACACAACUGAGAUUUUGACAAUUCUUCCAAAUACCAAAGCUAGUGAGGAAGCAACUCUUACCAUUAGUUUAUGCUUUGACUGCUUUUACAGCGAACCACAAGAAAAAUUGUCAUAUUUAAUUGAAAGACUUGAGGAUAAGAAAAGUGGAAAAGAAAUAGAAGGAGUCUUUAAACAGCUCCAAGACAGAAUUUUCUUAGAAAUGGCUCAGCCUGAAAAACUGUUCCCAGCUCUUCAACUUGUUAGCGACGACCACAGCAAAGUGAUCCAGCAUUACUUUGAGCUUCUCAUUGAAUUCGGAACCAAAACUUCUAAAUCUGUUGUACAUGGCGAAGCCCCAGAAACUGGCUUAAUUAGAUUGCUUGAAACUAGUCAGACUGUUUUGAUUGCUCAAGCUGCAAGAUCCAACUUUGAAGGCGCCUGGCAAGAAAUUUUGCUGUCUUACGCAGUCUUGCUUUUCCAAAACGCUGACAGCGUAAUUAAAGAAAUUUUAGCACUUUAUCCUGAUGGUGACGUCCCUGACGAUUUAUGCAGCAAAAUGAAUGAUACUAUUCUCCAGCAUUUACUGGAAGGUCUUCUAUACUCCUUAAUGCUCAGCAAGAUGGAUUUAAGCAUCCUAGCGAAGGUUUUAUCAAGCUUGCAGGGCCUAAUUCAAAGUGUUGGAAAAUUCCUCCCUAAGCCAUCAGUAUUGACUACAGGUUCAGCCUGGAUCCCACAGAUUUAUGAGUCGACCCAUAACUAUGCAGACGGCCUAAACACAGAAUAUCUCGUAAAAGUCCCAAGGGCUCUGAAAUAUCUAUUGACGUUCGACCCUCAAUGUAAAACAGAAAACGGGUGUGACUACUUAGAACUUUGGCUCGAUCAGAACAGAAGCAGCAAAUUCGCUAGAUGGGAAGGAGAAAAUUUCCCUAAACAGCCUGUAGAAGUUCAAAACCCUCUCUUGUUUUUCACUUUCCACUCUGAUGGGUCAGUCAACUACUGGGGUUGGAAAAUCGAAAUCAAGGCUGAAGUUGAAGCAAGCUACUUCACCAAACAAUGGCCAGACACCACCAAAGAUGCCGCUUCUACAUUGCUCGGCUAUAUAAGCUCGAACUUGAUUUCAGGGCAGUGGGAUUUAACCCCAGAUGACGAAGAAGCAUCUAAAUUGCUAAACAACCCUCUCUUAAAAUACGGAAUCCACGACAGUGUUUUAACCCUUGUCAAAGAGCCAACUCCUUUGAACGAGCAUCUCUUCAUUAUGACCACCAAUGCCAGUCUUACUGAAAAAGCCAAAAAAGCUUUAACAGCAUCAGUGUAUUCUGAAGCGAUCAAGAAAAGAAUAGUACAAAGCUUAUCAACCACAACUUCCUUAGGAGACUAUGUAGCUGGGUAUGGGAAACAUGAAACUCAGACCAAGUAUUCUAGUGUCCCAUUCUUGCAAGAACUUAUAGAAGGGAGCGAAAGAGUUACCAGUGCUUGGGCUAAUUUAAAGAAAAAGUCAGGAGUGGUAGGACCUGCCGCUAAUAUAGGAGGAGCAGAAAUGGAUCAAGCUGAAAGGGCGAUUUUUGCUGUUUAUACAGCCUUCUUUGAAGCAGUUGACACUGUGAAUAAGAUUUUUGACGCUCCAAGUGACAUAGGCGCUACUAUGAAAUAUAUUGUGAAGCAGAGCAGCCUUAUUAGAGGUUGGGCACAGAAACAGAAACAAAAACUUAUGGAUGGCGGCAAACCAGAUAUUACUUAUAGCGACAUUAAUAAAGAUAUUGUGACGAAAUGCGCUUUGUUACUAGGAACUGACUAUAAGCUAAGCUUGAAUGAGCUUGGGGUCAGCAAAGUCAUGAAAAAUUUACUUUCUAAUGUAGCAAGAAUACAGAGCCAAGACUCAGGCAAGCUUAAAUCUGGCAGCAAAUGGAAAACUGUCAAAGAAGCUGUCAAGUCAGCAUCUAAGCUUAAAGGACUUCUAAGUCUUGCUUCCAAAACUAAAGAGCCAGAAAACGAAGAUGUCAAAGAAUUCUUGAAGGUCGCUGAUCUUGUCACCAAGUUUUUGGAAUCCUCAGUCCCAGUUGAAGCCAUAGUAAGUCUUAUUGACAAAAGAAGAACUAAAGGGAUUGCUAGAACUCUUGGAUUCCUCUCGUUUGCUAACCUAAUCGGCUCUAGCAAUAAGCAAGAAUCUGCCUUAGUUAAAGCUUUUAGUGACUCAUUGAAAAUCAAAAGUGAGAAAAACCAUUAUUGGGUUGGCCUAGAAGGAACAGACCCGACACUGCUUCACUGUGUCCAGCAUUCUUUCUUCCAAGUCUAUGGCACUUUACAAAAAGAACUGUCAAAGCCAAGACCAAAGAAGCUGAAGCAAACGGACUAUACCCAUUAUUUGACUGCAUAGAAGCAUAAUCAUAAAAUGGACAGAGGAGAAAUUGCACAGCCUCCUGGUUGUCAAAAGGGUAGCGAAGGCUUGGGUUUAAUCCAUCCAGCACACCUGAGGGGCGACCUUUAAGUGGAAUACACUCUGGAGCUGAGUCAUACGUGAGGCCAACGCGAGGGGCUAGAAGCUCAGUAGUGGAUGUCGGCCAUUCUCUAAACUGUCUGAAAUAAAAUAUGGCCCAUGACGUCACCUGUUCGGCCAUGGCUGCUUCAUAAGAAAUGAUGCGACACCAGGCACCUUAAAUAUCAGUUAAUAAAGUAAGUAAGACUGUCCUCGAAGCAAUGAGCUGCCCAUUAAAAGGAACGGACGGCCACUUGAUAUUGGAGCAACAAUUCCCAACCACAAUUACUCAUCUCCUAAAAUGGGCCAAAGGCUACAUAGGAGAAGACGAAAUUCACCGCCCAUUCAAGAAAGAGCUUUGCAUUACUAGAUUUGGUGUCCUUCCUGAGCCGGAUGUGCCAGAAAACGCUACUAAAAUACUGCUCGAAGAAAGGCCAGAUGAGCCAAAAGUUUAUUUGGUCAUCGAUAAGGCAGGAAGCUCAAAGCCUAUUACUGAAGCCGUACUGUCAUCUGAAAGAAAUUUAGAAGGAUAUGAAGACGCUUGCGGAGAAUUUACAUUCAGAGGAGAGACAAAAUUCAUUUUAGUUAAAAGAGAUGACGAGAAACCAAAUAACAAAUAUAGAAGCUUCCUAUGUUUGGCGCUGUAAGGCCGAUAAAUUCUGAUCGGAAUUUAUCGGUUGGUUGCACCAAAUCAAUGCCUUGGUCGGACCAAAAAGCGAUUUGGUCCGACGAACUUGGAAAGCUCCUGGGAAAAUGUCUGCGCUUUCAGCGCUAUAUAGAGGAAACCUCUAUAUCUGACAGGAGUUUCUGAUACUUUAGAGUUUACCUUUACAGAGUAUGAUACCUUAUUAGAUCCAGAACCAGAAGAAGAAAAAAAGAAAAGAGAUGAGCUCAGAACAAGACUAAGCAAAGGGUCCUGGGCCUUAUUCAAGCAGCUGCUAUACUCAAUUGCAGGAUCGUGGAUAGAGACAAACGAAACCAAAAAGCUACUAAUUCAAGAACUGUUUAUGCAAACUAUUUUCAGCGAGCUAAAAUAUGAUAAACUAUUCACAGCCCCUGAUGAAAGUCCUUUGAUAGUUGCUCAGCUAGCCAGAGGUGACAGUUGGAUUGGUAAAAACGUGAUCCCAGCUGAACUGAAAAGAAACCCUGUCCAAGAGUGGCUUAGACAGUUCAGACAUGAGACUGAGAAGUUUUCCAGCUGUGUCCUCAAAGACAUCAUCAAUGAGUUCAUAGAAAAGGCUGACCCUGCAAUGAAAGGGAUUUUGACCCCAGAAGAUUUAAACAGACUAGAAAGAUCCAUUGCAGAAACCUUAGAAAGCUACGAGGAAAAUAAAAAUAACAGAGGAGAAUAUGACUUCUUCAGGUACUUACAUGUGCUUAAAGGACUUAGUGAUCAAUUCCCAGCAGAUGUCCAGGAAUACAUGAAUGGCUCUAAACUCUGGCAAGAACUGCCAUACGACUAUUAUGAAGCAGCAGCCGCUUAUGACUUAACAAAUGUCAAUGGAGUUAUAGAUAACUUCGAGAGAAAAUUAAAGCCAACAGAAGGAGCAUCCUUUAGGACUUACAUCGAACUAUUCAGAACAGCAGAGCAGCCUGGCAUCCUUGCUGCAGAUAAGAUCCCAGAAAACACCCCAGCUGAGUUCAAAGAUGAAGCUGGCUUAUUAGAUUUCUACGUCACUGUUAACGCAAUCAAUAGAGACCAUGAGAAAUUCGCUUCAUUUUAUAACGAAAUCCAAGACUCUUUGUCAUAUUAUGGAGACUUGCCACAUACUUGUAAGACAGCUUCCCAAGCAAUUGCUAGUCAAAUUGAUUAUUUAGGUUCACUGCUUUGGAGCUUAUAUGGAUCUUUGGGUUCCCAAUGCUUGCCUAAGCUUCUAGCCCGUGAAUCAUAUUUCAAGACUCUUCUCCAGCUUACCUUCGCAGUCCCAUCCUCUAAAAUAGUUACUUUUGGAGCCAGAAUCCUAAGGCACAUCAUCCCAACCCAGCAUUCUCCACAGACCUUGGUGCCUUAUUGGGAAUCUUUACAAGACCUCCCUGACACCAAAGUUGACCUUAUUUCUUAUCUGUUAAGCAAGAUUGGCAACGGAGUGACCUGGUAUGAGCACGAAAAUCUUAAAGAAAUUUCCUUGAGAUGGGCUUAUGAAGCAGAAAGCUUGCUUCUUUCUCUAGCCCAGGUAGAUAGGUGGAGAGUUGAGCUUGUGGAAACUUUAAUACAAACCUUGCAAGAUGGCAAAGCAAAUAUUAGCCAGAACAAGCCGCUUGAAGCCCGCCAUACAGGAGCCAUUUAUUUGUUAUCAGCAUCUUCAAAGAACUUUGAUGGUUAUGGAAUAGUCCCAAUUACCCUGUCACAGGUAAGACUUAGCAAUUCUUCUAUCCCUAGAGGAGUUAUCAGAGAAAUCAACCACCCUAACGCAAACUUUUACUCUGUAAACGAAGACUCAAUGGCAACUGAGCCACUAGAAAAAAUUGAAGGACUUGAGGCUCAAAUCAAUACAAGGAUCUAUGAUCAUUUAACUGCAGAAGAAAAAGACAGUCUCAGUGAAGUCAUUGUCUCUUUCUGGGAAAAUCUUCAAGAUAGCAGAGAAAAUUUAAUAUUCGCUCCUAGUGAGACCAUUGCAAAUGUGAGAAUCUUAUAUGCCAAACUAGAUGUCGCUUUUAUGGUCGCAAUACUAGACAUACUUGAAUCCAAAGAAAGUGUCCAAGAAUCUGAGGGAGAAAGCAUUAUUAGGAGAAUUCUAGAUCGUAGCAAGCCGUUCUCGUUUACAAGCAAGAAUGUUUAUUCCAAGAUUAUCAAUGAACUCGCCAAAAAACUUCAUGCGAACCCACAAGCUAAAGAAGAAGUCCAAAUGACUGAACAAGAAGCUCAAGCCAAAAUCGCCCAGUAUGCAGAAGCUGACCAACUGUUAGCAACUGAACUGCUUUCUCUUGAUGUCCCAGCUGUAAAAAUUGUCAAAUGCUUCGAGCAAGGUAUCAAAGAAAGAGAUGCUGUGAUUAGUUGGCAAGAACCAGUCAAGCCUGAAAAGCAAACUGUCCAACUUUAUAAACUUGGAGCCUUAGAAGAUAAUUCCUUCAAAGCCAGAGAUAUCUCAGGCAAGUCUGAGCUCUACCAGAACGGCCUUUACCAUUUCGUGAUAAAUAAUCCUGAAAAUACAGCAGACAGAAAAGAACUAUUAAACACCUUACUCCCCACUUCGUGAGCGAAAAAAAAAUUUGCUCGCUCACAGGUUAAUUUUUAUUAUAUAUAAAUUUUAAUAGAUUUUUUUUCAAAAUCUCAACAAUAACCCCAAUUCGCAAAAAUUUAGAGUAAAAAUUAUUUUAAUUUGUAAAAUUUAUGCUUUAAAUGCAAGCUGUUUAAAAUUAAACAGAAUUGUUCGAGAUCUCAUUAUAAAAAAAUUAUAGCUUAUGUAUCAAAUUUCUUUUCAUAAAAAUAUUGCUCACGGAGGAUGCGUUUUUUUUGGGAUUUUUUCAAUGGUUUUGAUCACUCACAGAGGGAUAAAGUUAGACAAUUCUAUUUUCCACGGAGUCAACUCACAGUGCUCUAUGGUCACAAUUUUGGCUGUUUUAGAAGGAAAGGUUAAAAAUGACAGCUUAGUCGGAGGACUGAAAAUCGGAAAGCUUAAGAUUGGGUGGAAAUCAGAAGCAGGCAGCUCUCACUUUACUAUUAACAAAGUGAGCCAGCAUGAAUUUAGCCAUUCAGAACAGCUAUUUGUUAGGAUUCACGCAAGCUCUUCAGGAGAAAUCACAGUUGUAAACGAAAUCAGCCAUGAAAGAAGAGAAAUUACGACAGGUGGUGUAUUUAACGGCUUCAAGAUUAGCGACUACGGGGUUUACCUUAAGCAAGGUGCUUCAAUAAGUUUACUUGCAUUUGAAGUCUAUGAAGGAAAAUAUGAAGGUGGCUUACAAGCUAAGAUAGAAAAAGCUAAAGACUUAGAAGGUGGUGAAAGAUAUGUUAGAAUUAAGACUAUCUCCCCCGCUUUAAAUUGGAACAAAAAAUCCUGUUCCAAUUUAAAGGGCUUUAAUUUAUUUUAAACAGAUUUAAAUUUAAAUUUUUCUCUAUACAAAAUUUUAAUAUCCAAAAAAAAAUUUUAAACUUAUUUAUAUGAAGAAUUAAAUAAAAAAAUAAUCUAUUCAGCUUGAACUGUUUAAAUAGCAUUCUACUUGCAUUUUGUUUAUUAAAUUAGAUCAAAACUAUUUUAUAAAAAUUAGUAUUAUCAUAGUUAAAAAUUUUUCCUAUUGAAAAAUUAAAGGGUGUUUAAAGUACUCAAAAAAAGCAAAUUUUACCAAUGAUUUUUUCCAAUUUAAAGGGGGAGGAGUAAGCCACAAAACUUAGACAGACUUAGAUUAAAACUUUUGGGACUUUCUGAUGAAGAAGUAACUCAACUUUUAAGUUCCAAUGAUAGCCUAUCAUCAAUUGUAAAGCAUACUUUGACUUCAGUCCCAGACGACAGUAUAUCCAGCUCUCAAUUGUCCUUACUCCCCCCCCCCCUCCGUGAGCGAACAAAAAAAUUUUGUUCACUCACGGAGGGGGGUUAAUUUUUUUUUUUUUAAAAAACAAUUUAUAUAUAUAAAUUUUAUAAAACAUAUUUUUUUCGAAAUUUAAAAAAAAUCCUAAUUUGCAAAAAUUGGGAAGCAAAUACUAAUUUAAUUUGCAAAAUUUGUUUUUAAAAACGCAAUUUGUUUAAAAUUAAACAGAAUUAGCUCUAGAUUUCAUUAUACUAAUUAUCACUUAUAUAGCAAAAUUUUUUUCUAUUAAAAUUUUUUCUAUUAAAAAUAUUUUUGUUCACUCACGGAGGGUGGGUUUUUGGUCAAAAAAUGGCGAUUUUUCUAAUGGUUUUGUUCGCUCACGGAGGGGGGGGGGGAGUUAGAGCAAGCUACCAUCACUGACAUAAAGAUCUUUAAGUCAAAAGACCUGAUUCCUAAAGACUACUCAGUCGUCCAAGUCUACGAAAACGGCAGCCCAAUUGAGUUUGAAAUGGCUCACAGGCAGUGGCUGGCUAUGAAGAAAGAAAACUUUUUGACUGGAAAGUGCUGCACUGGCUUCUCUGUUGCAGAAAAUCCUGGAGACUACGCUGACAUCGGCGAUCUAAGCAUAGAAGAUGAAAGGAAAAACAACGUCUACAUCAAAAUUACAGCUCCUGACAAGAAAAAUAUCCCAAUUAAAGAUAUUGCAUUUAUCAAGGUCAGCUCAAUUUACUCUGUUAUCUUGCCUCAUGGGUUCAGACUUGUUACCGAUAAAGAAGGGAAAGCUAUUAAUAUUGCUGGAAAGCAAGAAAAAGGCCACUACAUAUUGGUCGGCAUCAAGGACAGUGACACCAUAAUGAACUGCAAUGUGUUCCCAUUGAGAAACUUAUCAGUCAAAGGAAAUUCUUUCGGGCUUGUAGACCAGUACCAAACUUCAGAAGCAAAAGUAAAUAAGAAAGAAGAAGAAAAGUCGUAUGAUGGCUAUACCAUUAUGGAACUUUAUAACUACUUAUAUGAUAUUGAAGAAAACCGCAGAGUUUCUACAUCAAGGAAACUAUUGGUAAGUGUGCUCAAGAAAAAUCCUAAUAUCAUUGUCCAAGCUUCAAACAGCCUAAAUCUUGGAAAACUUCUGUCAUUUGUUGACACAGAGCUUGAUCUUUUGGAAGGCCCAUUCACACAGCUUCUCAGCAGUUUAGAUAAGCAAGAUUUCCGUGUUCAAGCUGCUACUGAGUGCAUAGCAAUUUUGCUGUCUUGCUUAAUUGCAAAGACUUCUGCAGUUGCAUUGAAGACAAUUACUAUUGAAAGUUUGCAUCCUUAUAAUGACAGCAUGGACGUUGAUGAUGUGAUCACAAUCCCAGGUGCAAAAGGCUUGAGAAUUGAGUUCGACCCUCAAUGCUAUACAGAAUCUGGCUGCGAUCCACUGAGAUUUUACCAAAACUCUGGCAGGCAAGGAGAAAUCAAGUGCUUGUCAGGUCAAGGUGAAAGCAACUGGCAGCCAUUUGACGUUGAAGGAGACACUGUUUACACCUAUUUCCAUAGUGAUGGCUCAGUACACUACUGGGGCUACAAGUUUGACGUUAUUCCAGUAGGCUCAGGAGAAAAGCCUGAUAUGAAGCCAGACGUCGCUCUUUGGCUGCUAGAAAAAUUCUCUCUGCUUGUAGGAACUGACAAUGAGCUUAAUUUGCUUAACUCCACACGAUUCUUACAGACCCUCUUCUUAUUCAUGCUGGCUUCCCCUGACAUUGAGUCUAAAUCUAGAUCUUUAAACAUACUGAAAUCGUUUAUGAAAAACUCCAGCCCAACCCUCCAGUCAAUUUUCAAGAUUCUUUUCUCUGAAGCCAACGAGCUCUACAAUGCAAAUAAGUCUACAAAAGCCAGCCAUCCUUUACUACAAACACUAGUUCUGUUAUUAGUGAAAGCUAUCGGUCUUGGCUAUUCUGGCCCACAGGAGCCAUGGUUUAUUGAGCUCAAUGAGCUGAUUUCUGAUAUGAAAGGACUGACUGACAAAGAUGAAGCUUUGGAGAUGUUCAUUUUCGAAACUUUCAAAGGCAAGAUCAAUGCAAGUGCCGAGCAGGUCAGGGAGUCUUCCCAUCCUUACAAUAGACAAACUAAGUGCGAAAGAAUUCAAAUCCCAGGUGCAGCCUUUUUGAACAUUGAGUUCGACUCUCAAAGCAAAGUGGAGCCAAGAGACACCAUUUUCUUCAGCUAUGACGAAGAAGGUAAAUCCUCUAUCGAAAAAACAGUCAUUGGUGUUGAGUCUUCAUCAUCAAACUGGGCUGACAUGCCAAAGGGUCCUGAUAUUGCCUUAUCAAACAACAACAAGACAGUCACCAGAACCACCUCUUCAGGCUGGGGAACUGCAAUUUUCAAUGAAAGCUACAGUUCAGGAAAGAUCAAGAUUUCUUUGCACAUAGACAACGACGGAGAUUCAGCUUAUCUGUACAUUGGAGUCAUAAAAUCAGAUGGUACUGACUACAAUUUAAGCGAGUAUAUUGGCAGCGACUGUUCAAGAGAAGUCUGGACUUGGAAGAAGAGUGGAGAAUUCCAUAAGAAAGGCUCAAAUACCUCAGGAGCUGGAUAUGGAACCAACGAUACUGUAGUCAUGUUGAUUGAUGCAGAUUCCAAAGAGCUAACUUUCUUUAAUUCCCCCCCUCCCGUGAGUGAACAAAAAAAUUUUGUUCACUCACGGAGGGGGGUUAAUUUUUUUUUUUUUAAAAAAAUUAUAUAUAAAUUUUUUAUAAAAAUUUUUUUUCGAAAUUUUAAAAAAUUUCACUUCUAUAAAAAUUGGAAAGCAAAAAUUAAUUUAAUUUAUAAAAAAUUUAUGUUUUAAAAAACGCAAUUUGUUUAAAAUUAAACAGAAUUAGCUUGAGAUUUUAUUAUAAUAAUUAUCACUUAUAUAUCAAAAUUUUUUUCCAUAACAAUUUUUUCUAUUAAAAAAAAUUUUUGUUCACUCACGGAAGGGGGGGGGAGUAAGAACGAAGAAGAAAUUUACAAAUUCACUGGACUUUCUCAAAGUGUCAUCCCUGCUAUCUGCUUUGGUGGAUCCAACCAAUUGGUGUCUAUCAAAAGUGUAGAAAAGCUUGGCUUUGGAGAAGCUACAAUUGACAAGAAAAAACUUAAAGUGAAUGGAGACACCGUCUAUGCCUGGUUCCCUGUAAACUCUGGAUUUAACAAGAGCCACUUCUGGCUUGGUGCUAAAGACUCAGCUAAUAGAUCUGAUGGAAAACUAACAAUCACUAAGGUUGACGAAGGGAACUCUAUAUAUGAAAGCAGCGUUGAUCUUAGAGCAGGAAAUCAUUAUAUAGAAGCAACUGUAAACAGCGAAGGAAGAAUUGGGAUUGGCUUGGCUAUGAAGUCAUCAGUUGAAAACAAGAACCUUGAAGCUGAGACCAACAUGAUUUUAUACAGUGACACUGACGGCUUUGGCUUACAUGAUGUCAUUGGAGUCCAUGCUAACUUCGACGCCUGCACAUUUACUUUCUAUAAGAAUGGAGAACAAAUAGCUACUAAAAAUCUGGGCACAGAGUUCACUGAAGAAUCUGAACCACUUAAGUUUGUUGCUGUCUUAACAGCUCCUCAACAAGCUGUGACUCUUUCAGAAAGACCUUCAAUUCCAGCACAUGUGGACCUUCUGAAUAUUGCAAGUGGCAGCGAUUCGACCCUUUGGGGCUACAAGUUCAAGGUGAUCCCAGACUUCAAAGGCAGAAAUAUGAAAGUGAUUGAGUCACUGCUCAGCUUUGCAACUGAAGAGAUCAAGACCGAGUGGAGAGACACCUAUUCAGCUAAGUUUAAGCGACUGUUUUGCACUGGAGCAGCUGAACAGCUAGUGAUUUAUCUUGAUGAGUUCACCCAGUCUAAAGGCAAAGACGUGCUAGCCCUUACUAACGAAGAAAUCGACCCAACUGAAGCAGAACUGAUUUACUACCCAGAGCUGGAAAAACUCAGCAAAGACGACAUCAGAGGACUAUAUCAGAUUUUGCUUAACUUCAAUAAACGAGUUGAGGCAUCUCUUUACUUAUUCAACUUGCAUAUUGAUCCUCAGCAAGGCAUUUCUGAACUGCAAAGGGUAUUCGCAGGCUCUAAAAGCUAUAUUUUCUUCAAGAUCAAGAACACUCUGCUCAAGGACUGCAUCUCAAAGACUAAUGUGGAUGUAAGGACUGAAAUAACCAUAGAUAGACCUAAAGCAGCAAGACAUAGGGACAGAAAAGAAGUCGACACCCUAGGACAGUUCUCAAUAUUUGGUCAGAUCUACAGAGCCUUGAUCAGCAAGCAGAAUAGAGAAUUCAGAAACUCUGAAAGGUUCUAUAGAGUCAGCUAUAGAGGUGAAGCUGCUACUGAUGCCGGUGGUCCUUAUAACGAAUCUAUCAGCAACAUGGUAGAUGAGCUGCAGUCAUCUUAUUUGAGACUUCUUGUACCUUGUCCUAACAAUGUGCAUAACAUUGGAGAAAACAGAGAAUCCUGGAUCAUCAACCCUGCAGCAGAAAGCAAGCAGGACUUAGAACUCUACGUCUUCCUCGGAAAAGUGAUGGGAGCUGCUAUAAGAACUCAGAACAACUUAGGAUUGUCAUUCCCACCAAUGUUUUGGAAGAGGCUUUUGAUGGAUCCAGUCUCUAUUAAAGACCUUAGAGGAGUUGAUGUCUGCUGUGUACAGAUUUUGGAAAUCUUAAGGAACCUUGAAGCCAACCAAUUGACACCAGAAAACUUCAAUUAUGCAUACGAUGUGAAGUUCACUACCAAAGAUUCUUCAGGUCGUGAAGUUGACCUUAUCGAAAAUGGCAAAGAUAUUACUGUCACCUAUGAAAAUGCAGGGCAGUAUGCAGAUUUGGUAGAAAAAUACAGACUUGCUGAGAAUCCUAAAGCUUAUGAAGCUAUUAGAAAGGGCAUGAGCGCAGUCGUGCCAAUUGAUUAUUUGAACUUGUUCAGCUGGAAACAGCUAGAAAUUUUAGUCUGUGGAGCUGCCAAUAUUGAUAUCGAUAUUCUCAAAGCCAAUACUGACUAUAGCAACUGCAGUGCAACUGAUCAGCACAUUGUCUGGUUCUGGGAAGCCCUUACUGAAAUGAUACCUAAGGAAAGAGCUUUGUACUUGAAAUUCGUAUGGGGAAGAUCGAAGCUACCAUCUGGGAGAGACUGGAAGCACAUGACUAUUACAAGAUAUAAUCCUCCUGGACCAGUUAAUAACUAUAUGCCAGUCACACACACUUGCUUCUUUACGAUAGAUUUGCCUCCUUACACUACUAAAGAAACAAUGAAGAACAAGCUGCUGUACGCAAUCACACAUUGCACUGAUAUCGAUCUGGAUGGAUCAGCCUCCGCAGGAUGGGAAGAAGAUGAUUAA
Molecule: messenger RNA, 14325 nt
Organism: Blepharisma stoltei
Lineage: Eukaryota; Ciliophora; Heterotrichea; Heterotrichida; Blepharismidae
Source: the annotation of a GenBank genome assembly